GCCAACUGGGUCGACGAAGCAUUGCUGUUUCCGGAAGACUCAAGAGGGACGUUUCUGUAAUUAGAGUGAGACAAACCCUCGUCAAUUGGAACUCUCCUCACCCCACCGCCUUCGCCUUCGCCUUCGCCUUCGCCUUCUUCGCCGCCCCUUUCUCUCGUCGUGUUCCUUCCAGUUGGAACCCGAGGGAUUAGAGGCGAAAGGAAGAGUUCCGAUGGCGGAUCCAGGAAUACACGGUGGAGAUGACGUUGACCACCGCCAGGAUUCCGGUAACAGGCGACUCUACAACCCCUACCAGGACCUCCAGAUCCCUUACCGAACCCUCUACGACCUCCCGACCUCGCCGGAGUUUCUCUUCCAGGAGGAGUCCCUCGCCCAGCGCCGUUCCUGGGGCGAGAAUCUCACCUACUACACAGGAAUUGGCUACCUCUCCGGCUCCGUCGCGGGAGCCUCCCUCGGCCUCCGCCGCGCCCUUCGCUCCGCCGAGCCCGGCGACACGCUCAAGAUCCGGAUCAACCGGAUCCUGAACUCCUGUGGCCAGGAUGGCCGCCGCAUCGGUAACCGGGUCGGCGUCAUCGGCCUCAUGUACGCCGGUCUCGAGAGCGGGAUGGUUGCCGCGAGGGAUACGGACGACUGGGUCAACAGCGUCCUGGCCGGGCUCGGCACCGGAGCCCUCUUUAAGGCCGCCAAUGGGCCUCGAUCGGCGGCCAUCGCCGGUGCCAUUGGCGGCUUGAUGGUCGGCGCUGCUGUAGCUGGGAAACAGGUCUUGAAGAGAUACGUGCCGAUAUAGCAUUUGUGGAACGGCGGGAGGGUAUUAGAAAUUUGUGGCAAUAAGUUUCUUAGCACCAAAUUGAUCGACAUAUUAUAUCUUGUGAAAAUAGCUGCUCGCAUUUGGAUUGACGAGUAGCAUACAUCUGCUUGUUGGAUUUUGAAUAUAAGAAUGGAGAUCCCAUUGGCACUUAUUGCUGUUCAUGGAAGAGAGAGGGGAAGUGGGGAACAAUUUGAUUUUGAUUAGUAGGUUCUCCUUUUGCUUCUGGUACUCCAUACCUUUUGUGAAACUAGUUAGAUUCUUAUCUUGCAAUGGAAUAGUGUUCAUGUUGUAUGUUGUCUUGCUCAACUGUAGAAAAUUAUGUUGCAUUAUGUUGUUGCACUUUAGAAAAUUAUAAAUAAACCCUUUUUAGGUAUCAA
Messenger RNA from Musa acuminata AAA Group (dessert banana), 1185 nucleotides. Its product is annotated as mitochondrial import inner membrane translocase subunit TIM23-1-like. Gene Ontology annotation, molecular function: transmembrane protein transporter activity. The transcript is spliced from 2 exons. Gene Ontology annotation, cellular component: mitochondrial inner membrane; TIM23 mitochondrial import inner membrane translocase complex. Bases 212 to 787 code for a protein of 191 amino acids. Gene Ontology annotation, biological process: protein import into mitochondrial matrix. The record is from RefSeq and is a predicted model, not a curated record. Lineage: Eukaryota; Viridiplantae; Streptophyta; Magnoliopsida; Zingiberales; Musaceae.